Messenger RNA from Ostertagia ostertagi, 342 nucleotides. Lineage: Eukaryota; Metazoa; Nematoda; Chromadorea; Rhabditida; Trichostrongylidae. The record is from the annotation of a GenBank genome assembly.
AUGUCGCUUAUCAUAGAGUACAAUGAUAAGAAUUCGUUGAAGGAAUCGCCCCUUCACAGUCGUCCAGAUGAUGGUAUAGAUGCCGCCUUCAAUAUGACUCUAAGUUUCCGACACGAUUCACCUGUGGCUUCUCCUUAUGCCUACACAAGCCUUAACAUCGCCUUGAUCAAUGGAAAAACUCUCGGAGCAGCAUGGUUCGUAUCAAACUGCUACGCAGCAAGCAGAAGGGGCGAAUAUGUGGCAGUGCUAGAGAAGUACUAUCCUGUGGACAAAUAUGGUGAGUGCGAAGGAGCACAGUGCAAGAUUGGAGGCUUCUGCGAGAAAAUGCUAGACACGCAGUGA